Messenger RNA from Laetiporus sulphureus 93-53, 1126 nucleotides. Its product is annotated as Di-trans-poly-cis-decaprenylcistransferase. Gene Ontology annotation, cellular component: dehydrodolichyl diphosphate synthase complex; endoplasmic reticulum; membrane. The record is from RefSeq and is a predicted model, not a curated record. Bases 1 to 834 code for a protein of 277 amino acids. NCBI's taxonomy places the organism in Eukaryota, Fungi, Basidiomycota, Agaricomycetes, Polyporales, Laetiporaceae. The transcript is spliced from 6 exons. Gene Ontology annotation, molecular function: ditrans,polycis-polyprenyl diphosphate synthase [(2E,6E)-farnesyl diphosphate specific] activity.
AUGGUAUUCCAGCUCAUUUCGCGCUACUGCAGCUGGCUCGCAGACACCGCGUCCGACAAGGCCCAGGAUGCCCUUCUCACCGUACUCGCAGCAGGGCCGGUCCCCAGGCAUGUCGCCUUUGUCAUGGACGGAAAUCGCCGCUAUGCGCGGAUGCACAAUAAACGCGUUUUCGAGGGACAUUCCGAUGGGUUCCUCGCGUUGCGACGCGUGCUGAAGAUAUGCAUGCGCCUGAACGUGCGAUGUGUAUCGGUAUACGCGUUUGCUUUGGAGAACUUCAAGCGCACCCCGGAGGAAGUGCAAGCCCUCAUGAAUCUCGCAGAAGAGAAACUGCUUGAAAUGUGUCAACAUGGAGAGCUACUGGACGAAUUCGGCGUGCGCUUGAACGUGCUCGGCAAGACCGAGCUGCUCCCGCCGCGAGUCCAGCUCGCUGUGCGCAAAGCAGAGGAGAUGACGCGACAUAACGACCGUGCUAUCCUGAACAUCUGCAUGCCCUACGGCGCGCGAGACGACAUCACAGCUGCCGUAUCAUCAGCCGUCCAAGACGCCCUACAGGACCCUACCGCCCACCCAGAGAUCACCGAAUCCGACAUCGACGCUCACCUCAAGACCUCCCUUGCACGCAGCCCACCGCUCGACAUCCUAGUUCGCACCUCCGGCGUCAAGCGUCUGAGCGACUACCUCCUCUGGCAGUGCUGCGAAGACACCCAACUGCAAUUCUCUUCUACAUACUGGCCCGACUUUGGUCUGUGGGACUUUGUCCCCAUCCUCCUAGACUACCAGCGCAAGGUCUGGUCGCAAUCGCAACAGCCGUCGCUUUCCCCCUCGUCGUCAUAGCAUACCAUGACAGGCACUGACACGGGCACAACGCAAUCUCUCCUUUCGGUCUUCCGAAUGUCGUGGGAGGAGGGAGGAGUCAUGCAUCAUACGCACGGCCCCGCGGAUCCUGCCGACUGCACCAUGACAUCCGCCAUAUGCAUGUACCGUAGCACCGUAGCAUCGCAUUCAAUCUUAUCCAUCACUCACUCGGAAGAAACCGCUCGUCCACGUCUAAAUUCUAAUACCGUAGACACGGCUAUUUAUUCCCUGCGAUUAAGGCUACUAUACACGGAACUAAUGAUACAAGGAC